AUGUUACGAUAUUUAACAGGUAUAAUUUUCAAAUUAGCAGAAAUUCUUCGUCAUCUUAUUACUAGUCAAAUAACAUCUCUUAAUAUUGGCAUUAUUAAAAAAAUAAUAUCAAAUUUUUCUGUCGAAAAUGAAUCGAAUAUAUUUUCAUUGAUAUUAUCUAUAUGUAAAAAUCUAAAUGAUUUAACCUUUAAACAAUGUUUUAGUGAUGAAAAUCUAACAAUUUCAAUUUAUAAUCUAUCGUCAGCAAGUUGUGUAUCUUCGGCUUUAACUAACUUAAACAUAUUUGUAAAUACUUUCGAUGAUUGUUUUUAUCUUCUUGAUGGACGUUUAGAAUCUUUGUCCAUAUUGAUUAUCGAUAUACUUAAAGUUAGCUAUGUACCAUCGAAUAUAGAUCAUAAAAAGAAAUUUCCUAAAUUGAAGUGUUUUUCAUUAAAAUCAUAUUGUCGUACAUUCUAUUAUGACAGUCAAAUUGUUCCAUUGCUUCGUCGAAUGUUGAAUCUUGAAGAAUUGACAUUACUUCUGGCAGUAAUAAGAAUCAAUUUGACUGAUAUAGAUGAUAUUCAUUUAUAUGAUGAGAUUCUUAUUCAUAUGCCACGAUUAAACAAACUUAUGUUUAGUAUAACAACUGUUAUGUAUAAUAUUCAGGAAAAAAUUGAUCUUCCACCAAAUGAAAACAUACAACAUGGUUUUCUCGAAAGAGCAAUAUAUCAAGUUGGCUCUUAUAUUACUAAAAAUUCAUCUAAGAUACGAAAUGAGUGUUAUACUUAUUCAAGUCUAUAUCCAGUUGAUGUCUUUGUUUAUAUGACCAGUAGUUUUUCAGGUGGAAAGUUCGAUGCACAGCGAAAGAAGCGAUAUUUGCUUCCAUUCAUUACAUUUUCACAUAUUGUCAAACUUCAUUUGGAUUUGAGGCAUAUUGAUUAUGUUGAACAAUUUCUUUAUGAAAGAAAUGCUCAUCUACCUCGCCUAUUAAGUCUUCAAAUCCAAUAUGAAAUAUUAUCAAUUUUAACAAAUAAUUUUACUAAUGAUUCAGCACGUGUCAAUUGUGCUAAAAUAUAA
Messenger RNA from Rotaria sp. Silwood2, 1056 nucleotides. The record is from the annotation of a GenBank genome assembly. Lineage: Eukaryota; Metazoa; Rotifera; Eurotatoria; Philodinida; Philodinidae.